UGUACACUUAAAAAAAAGCCUCCUCGGUUACAUGGCCCUUUCAUUCACCGAGGCCUUCAAAAGUGGACCCUCUAUUAAGUCCAGCCCAUCCCGCCAACUCUCAAAUUGCUACGAAAGUUGAUAUAAUGCUUUAGGGACCAGAACGAACCUAGCUACUAAAACAGCAAUUACAGCUGAACCACCAUGAAUGCAAGAAAUUAAUAAGCAGCUCCCGUCACCAUUCCAUUUGAGGAAAGGCCCUUAGCAGAGCGUAGCCCUGACUGCAGCAAACCAGCUAAUAUUUUGAAGUAAAUCCCACAUUAAUUAUGCAGCUGUCUACACGUUACAUUGAGGAUUGAGUACAGUUGCCCUGGAAUGUUUUAGUCCCAGCUGAAAGCCUGGGACUGAUGCUCCAAAUAUCAAUCGUACACCACCUGCUUGACGAUUUUGCUCAAAGAAAGGCAGCCAAAGAUGUUGGGUACUAUGUUGCUGUCACAUCUGUGGACAGCAUAGGAGAUGGCAGAGUGAAGCAGGGAACUGGGGAGGUGGAGUUUCCAGUUCUUUUCAGCGGCAUCACCUUCAAGCUUUUCAAGGGAGAGGUCUUACUGGGUGUUGUUCAGGAGGUGCUGAGAUAUGGAGUUCUCUUGCAAAGCGAUCCAGCUGAAACUGUAUUUCUCUCUAACAAGAAAAUGCCGGAUUACCGAUACGUGCGUGGAGACAAUCCAAUGUUCUUGAAUGACAAGCUAUUGUCUAAGAUCGAAAGAGACAUUGUGGUUCGCUUCGUUGUCAUCGGUACUCAACGGAUUCCAGAAAAGAGGGAAUUCCGUGCUGUGGUUGGUUUGGACGCUGAUUAUUUAGGACCAGUUUCUUAAUUAGCUUGUUCAUGGUAUUUUGUGCAUGAUUAUAUAUAUGACCUGGACCUGGACCUGGACAUGGAGGUAUGUUUCCAAUCA
Prunus persica (peach) is the source of this 932-nucleotide messenger RNA. RefSeq names its product DNA-directed RNA polymerase V subunit 7. Lineage: Eukaryota; Viridiplantae; Streptophyta; Magnoliopsida; Rosales; Rosaceae. Bases 387 to 851 code for a protein of 154 amino acids. Gene Ontology annotation, biological process: DNA-templated transcription; DNA-templated transcription initiation. The record is from RefSeq and is a predicted model, not a curated record. Gene Ontology annotation, molecular function: single-stranded RNA binding; single-stranded DNA binding. The transcript has 2 exons.